ACAUUAGAUCGCUCAGAACUGUCAAGAAAGUGACGGCGUGUAGACUAUGUGGAGGAAAACGUGAAAAUAAUGCGGGAAUUCUUUUCGUAUAAAUGUUAAAAUCGCUGUGCGUGUCUUCUAUGUGUCGGAGGCGACAUGUGAGAGGAGCAAACGUUACCGUUUUCGGUCAUUUUUUUAGUCAAACAACGGUAAAAAGACUGUUAGUUGGUUGAGUUUGUAGACGAUGUUUCCACGUUACAAUGGCCUUUCUCCCGGGAUGGGUUACAUUCCGGAAAUGGAACAAGCGAUCGGUCAACUUGAAAGGGGUACUUUGGUUACUAAAUUCUCAUGGAGGAAAAAAGCGGAGAAGAAAACUUUAUCGAUACGAAGAGAAACGAGGGAAAUCGUUUGGUGUCGGACUGUGACCGGUUCGAAACCUUCAUAUGAAGGUUCCGUACACCUUAGGGAAAUUAAAGAAGUUCGUUUGGGGAAAAAUUCAAAAGAUUUCGAGAAAUGGCCGGAUGAUGCAAAAAAAUUAGAUGAUAUACAAUGUUUUGUGAUUUUUUAUGGGCAAGAAUUUAAAUUGAGGGUGCUUAGUUUUGCUGCUUUUUCUGAACGCGAAUGUGAAAUAUGGAGGGAAGGUUUGAGAUAUCUCGUAAAAGACACGAUAACGUCUCCGUAUCCAAUUCGAGUACAAGGUUGGUUACGAAGGGAAUUCUACGAAAUGGAAAACUCGAGAGAAUCGAUAUCGCUUAAAGAAAUCAAAGCAUUUCUUCCUAGACUGAACGUAAAAAUAGCAAUUAAUAAACUUAGAGAGGCUUUUAAUGAAGUGGAUACGCGGAAACGAAACGAAAUCGGUUUCGACGAUUUCACUGUAUUUUAUCAAAAAUUAAUUUUUAAUUUAAAUGAAAUAAAUGAUGUUUUUGAUAGGUUCGAUAAUUAUUCAGAAAAUAAACUUCAAGUCACUUUACAGGAGUUUCAACAUUUUUUAUUACAAGAACAAAAAGAUGAUUUAUCGAAUAAUGAUAGAAAUUGUUCAACUUUUAUUUGUGAUUUUUUAAAUGAUCCUUCUAGAAAUUGCCAAGAACCAUAUUUUUUAACAUCAGAAUUUGUAGAUUUUUUAUUUUCUAAACAAAACGAUUUGUGGGAUCCAUCGAAAGAUAUUGUUUACCAAGAUAUGACAAGACCUCUUGCCCAUUAUUGGAUCGCAUCAUCUCACAAUACUUAUUUAACGGGUGAUCAAUUUUCUAGUGAAUCUUCACUUGAAGCGUAUGUUAGGUGUCUUCGGAUGGGUUGUCGCUGCAUAGAGUUAGAUUGUUGGGAUGGACCGGAUGGUUUACCAUUAAUUUUUCACGGACACACUUUAACAACAAAAAUCAAAUUUUUGGACGUGAUUAGAACGAUUAAAGAACACGCUUUUGCAACUUCCGAGUACCCUGUUAUUUUAUCAAUUGAAGAUAAUUGUUCCUUACCUCAACAAAGAAAAAUGGCGACUUCAAUGCAAGAUGUUUUUGGAUCAAUGUUACUCACCCAACCUUAUGAUAGAAACGAACGGCAUUUACCAUCACCGUAUCAAUUAAGAAAAAAAAUUAUUUUGAAGCAUAAAAAAUUACCUGAAGGUCCAGAAGAUAAUUUUCUCGUUCCAAAUGAAGGAAGUGAUAUGGAUUUGAGGAAUUCAAUUCGAAAUGGGGUUAUGUAUAUAGAAGAUGCUGUUGAUAAAGAAUGGAACCCUCAUUUUUUCGUAUUAACACAAAAUAAAUUGUUUUUCACUGAUAGUUAUCGAGGUGAUCAGGAAUCUGAAAAAUCUGAGGACGAAGACGAUAAUUCGUUAUUAGGUCGUUCUCGUAAUGAAGUAAAAGUAGAAGAACUCCAUCAUUCCGAACCGUGGUUUCACGGUCGUUUAGGAAAAGGUCGGGCCGAAGCAGAACAGCUUUUAAAAGCUUAUUCACACCUUGGAGAUGGUACGUUUUUGGUUCGGGCGAGCGUAACAUUCGUCGGUGAAUACUGCUUAUCAUUUUGGCGAAGUGGCCAUGUAAAUCAUUGUCGCAUCAAAUCCAAACAAGAUAAACAACAAGUUCGUUACUAUUUAACUGAUAAUCGUUACUUCGAUAGCUUGUACAGUUUGAUAACGUAUUAUCGAUCGAAUCCGUUGGUUACCGCGGAAUUUUCGAUUGCUUUAAAAGAACCCGUUCCUCAGCCGAAUAAACACGAAACUACGGAGUGGUAUCAUAAACACACGACGCGGUUACAAGCUGAGGAAUUAUUGAAAAGGAUUCGGACUGAGGGAGCUUUUUUAGUACGACCUAGUGAGAAUAACGCUGAUAGUUUUUCGAUUAGUUUUAGAGCAAAUAAGAAGAUUAAACAUUGUCGAAUUGAACGGGAGGGGAGAUUGUAUAUAAUUGGGACUGUUGAGUUUGAAAAUUUGGUGGAUUUGGUAACUUUUUAUCAAACAAAUCCGCUUUAUAGGAAAACCAAAUUGACUCAUCCACUUACUGAAGAUAAUAUAAGAAGUCUUACAGCGGAAAAUGAAGAUGCAAAUGGUUACAAUAGUACUCCUUCAUACAUGGAUCCUAGUGCAAUAUCUCCAUCAAAGGUCACUGUUAAAGCUCUUUACGAUUAUAAAGCUCGUCGCCCGGAUGAAUUAUCCUUUUGUAAACAUGCCAUCAUUACAAACGUAACUCAAUCAAACGGAAGCGAAGGUUGGCUUAUGGGUGAUUACGGUGGAAAAAAACAACAUUAUUUCCCGGCGAAUUACGUCGUUAAAAUUGAAGCAAUGGAUCCUCAAGAUGCGGGAGAUGAUAAAUCGAGUGAAAACCCACUUCAAGGUCAUUUAGAUUUAAACGGUGCAAUAGUAGAAUUAACAAACGCCCAAAAUUUCGGUUUCGAAUGGAUUUUAAGGAUAAUAACAUCGACUUCUUGUACCCCAUUCAACGUCGCGUUAAAAUCGAGGGAGGAAGCUUUAGAAUGGGUUACCGAUAUAAAAAAGGCAACGCAAAGCGCUUGCGCCCUUCAAAAUCAACACAGAGAAAUGGAACGUUCUUAUGGAAUCGCACAAGAAAUCUCAAAUUUAAUAGUUUAUUGCCGCUCCGCUCCAUUCGUAUUAGAACGAGCGAAAAAAGACUUAAUCUUCAAUAAGAUGUCUUCCUUUCCAGAAAAUAAAGCUGAGAAAUUAAUUUGCCAACAAGAGAAUAAAUUCUUCCUUAGGUACCAUCAAGUACAAUUUUCGAGGGUUUAUCCAAAAGGACAACGAAUCGAUUCUUCGAAUUAUAAUCCGAUUCCUUUAUGGAACUCUGGUUCGCAAAUGGUUGCAUUAAAUUAUCAAACGGGCGACAAACCAAUGCAGCUUAACCAGGCUAAAUUUCGGGAUAAUGGGAAUUGCGGGUAUCUUUUAAGACCGGAAUUUAUGUUCCGCGAAGAUUUCGAUCCGCACGAUGCGAACACUUUGGUCGAUGUUGAACCAAUUACCGUAUCGAUUAGGAUUAUUGGAGGUAGACACUUUUGCAAAUCGAAAAAGGGAAUCGCCAGUCCAUUUGUUGAAGUUGAAAUUAUUGGGGCUGAAUUUGAUAGUGGAAUUAAAUUAAAAACUAAAACUAUUUCUGAUAAUGGAUUCAAUCCUAAAUGGAACGAAAUAUGUGAAUUCGACGUGUUAAAUCCUGAUUAUGCUCUUUUAAGAUUUGUGGUACAAGAUGAAGAUAUGUUUGGAGAACCAAAUUUUAUAGGACAAGCAACUUAUCCAAUUAAAUGUAUAAGAACCGGAUAUAGAAGUGUAUGGCUUAAAAAUGCUUACAGUGAAGACUUAGAAUUGGCUUCUCUCUUCAUUCAUAUUAGUAUUACUAACAGAAAUAGAUCCAUUACAAGACACUGACAAUAACUAUUCAAAACUAAACAAAAAAUUAUAAAAAUCUAACUAUUUUGAUGGAAUUUAGAUUUCUAAUAAACAUAUCUCUGCGUUUAAUGACAUAUCUUGAGCUUGGAUAUCAAACUGUGAACUUAAUCAAUCAUAAGAUAUUUUGUAGGAGAAUUUUAAUUACAAUUGGAAAAUGUAUAUUUUAUAAAGGAUGUUCUAUUGGGAAGUGUAAAACAAUUUAAAACUUGUUGCAGCCUUAAAAACUGGAUUUGUUAGUCUAAAGAAAAAACUAUUUAAAUGUAUUGACGUUGUUCAAUGUAAUGAAUAAAAAAUGUAUGUUUCAAAA
Molecule: messenger RNA, 4172 nt
Organism: Onthophagus taurus
Lineage: Eukaryota; Metazoa; Arthropoda; Insecta; Coleoptera; Scarabaeidae
Gene: sl
Product: small wing phospholipase C gamma 1
Biological process (GO): phosphatidylinositol metabolic process; release of sequestered calcium ion into cytosol; phosphatidylinositol-mediated signaling
Cellular component (GO): ruffle membrane
Molecular function (GO): calcium ion binding; phosphatidylinositol-4,5-bisphosphate phospholipase C activity; protein binding
Source: RefSeq, a predicted model, not a curated record